AUGGGUCUCUAACAAUUAAACGUCAGCCUCGCAGACCCGUGGGGAUAGCUUCAAUACUUUAAGAUACAUUCACAUCCAUGUCUACGAUUCGUUGUUAUGCGGAUACGUAUGCAUCUCAUGCGGCUUGAACCUACUAAAUCAUCAAGGCUAUCUACGAACUAAGUGGCGAACAUCUAAACAUACCAUCCUCACCGCAAUUCUUCACCCAUAUCGAAACGGUGCUACCGACUUAUACGAACCGAUCCCCUUACGAUUAACUAAACGCAGUUUUCUUAUUCGAGCCAACAGGCGCUUCUCUACGCUGGAAAACACCGACCAUCCAUCGACCUAUACACAAUGGCCUUCCUUAUACUCGUAAUCGGGGAUCUCCACAUUCCCGAUCGCGCUCUCGACAUACCACAAAAGUUCAAGAAGCUCCUUUCACCGGGUAAAAUUGGACAGACGCUAUGCCUAGGCAACUUAACGGACAAGCACACCUACGAGUAUCUCCGAUCUGUCGCCCCGGACCUUAAGAUCGUCAAGGGACGGUUUGACGUAGAAGCGACAUCAUUACCAUUAUCGCAAGUCGUAACACACGGUUCUUUGCGCAUCGGUUUCGUCGAAGGCUUCACCUUAGUAUCCACCGAACCCGAUCUUCUGCUCGCCGAGGCCAACAAACUGGAUGUCGAUGUUCUAUGCUGGGGCGGUACUCACCGAUUCGAUGCUUUCGAGUAUAUGGACAAAUUCUUUGUGAACCCGGGUAGCGCUACCGGUGCUUAUACCACGGGAUGGACUAAUGAAGGAGAGGAUAUGGUGCCCAGUUUUUGCUUGAUGGAUGUCCAAGGAAUAUCACUUACACUAUACGUCUACCAACUAAGAAAAGACGAAAACGGGGUAGAAAACGUCGCCGUGGAGAAGGUGACAUACACAAAACCUGUAGAGCCUACAGGAGGAUCAUCCUAAUCUUUAGAAAGAGGGAACAUCUAGAUCACCGAGUUUACCAAGCGUCCGCUGAUUAAUCAGAUAGUUGUAUUUCACUCCCACAACGGGUAGAAGCAGGCUUCCUUCUAGCCCUGACUACCUAAUGAUACAAUCUUCAAUGCAACGAAUGAAAGAACUUUAAUCGUAUCCUGGAUACACCGAGGAAG
This is a messenger RNA of Hypoxylon trugodes, 1127 nucleotides long. RefSeq names its product vacuolar protein sorting-associated protein. The record is from RefSeq and is a predicted model, not a curated record. Lineage: Eukaryota; Fungi; Ascomycota; Sordariomycetes; Xylariales; Hypoxylaceae. Gene Ontology annotation, biological process: retrograde transport, endosome to Golgi; intracellular protein transport. Gene Ontology annotation, cellular component: retromer complex; endosome. Bases 337 to 942 code for a protein of 201 amino acids. The transcript is spliced from 3 exons.